Molecule: messenger RNA, 540 nt
Organism: Sporothrix schenckii 1099-18
Lineage: Eukaryota; Fungi; Ascomycota; Sordariomycetes; Ophiostomatales; Ophiostomataceae
Exons: 5
Coding region: 1-540 (179 amino acids)
Biological process (GO): translation
Cellular component (GO): cytosolic small ribosomal subunit; ribosome
Molecular function (GO): structural constituent of ribosome
Source: RefSeq, a predicted model, not a curated record
AUGGGCAAAGUUCACGGCUCCCUCGCUCGUGCCGGCAAAGCAAUCCUUAACCCGAAAAACUUGGCGACUCGAAAGGGGAAAACCUUUGGCCACUUCAAAGCGAAUCGCAAUUCGGGACGUGAGAGAACAAGCGAGAAAAAAAGGCAAUGCCAGGCAGGAUUCGUACCACCGGACCCGACUGUGGCGCUCGAGCAGUCGAUACGAUCGAGGGUCAUUGGUAGAAGGAAAACGUUGCAACAUCGACUUCUCGGCCCACAUGCCGACUUGGAUGUCAUGGCAAGCGACUUCCACAACGCUGUAGCUCAGCUUUGUUCUCUACGUCCUUUGGCUUGCGAGGAUUCAGACUUUUCCCGAAAAUGGGACGACAUUGGAUUUUUGACUGGACGGAGUACUGACGCACCACAACAGAAAGUUGAGAAGCAGGAGAAGAAGAAGACGCCCAAGGGCCGUGCCAAGAAGCGGUUGACGUACACCAGACGUUUCGUGAACGUCACCCUGACCGGCGGCAAGCGCAAGAUGAACCCCAACCCCACCGCAUAA